This is a messenger RNA of Anoplopoma fimbria (sablefish), 2223 nucleotides long. It is a transcript of the gene irf10, whose product is annotated as interferon regulatory factor 10. The record is from RefSeq and is a predicted model, not a curated record. The transcript is spliced from 8 exons. NCBI's taxonomy places the organism in Eukaryota, Metazoa, Chordata, Actinopteri, Perciformes, Anoplopomatidae. Gene Ontology annotation, cellular component: nucleus. Gene Ontology annotation, biological process: immune system process; regulation of transcription by RNA polymerase II. Gene Ontology annotation, molecular function: RNA polymerase II cis-regulatory region sequence-specific DNA binding; protein binding; DNA-binding transcription factor activity, RNA polymerase II-specific. The coding region runs from base 293 to 1501 and encodes 402 amino acids.
UCCAAGCGCGCAUUUAACUUUAGUUACAACUUCUGCGUUGAAGACUGAGGUCUGUUUGUCUAUAUUUUUUUUUUUUCCAUGAACUGCUUUACAUUAUUAUCCUACAGCAUUGUGAUCCAAUCCAUUUCAGAAGGUUGAGAGGCAUCAGAAUAAGGAAUAUAGAUUUUUUUUUUAAUUUUUUUUUCUCUGCAAGGUGGGAACGUCGAGCCACCCAGCACAUGCAUCUCUGAUUUUUAAGUGUGUUUUUUUUUUGUUUGUUCCUGUAAGACACUUCAAGUCUUUUGUGUUGAAGAUGGAAGCUAAGAUGCACAUGAAAGAGUGGCUCAUAACUCAGAUAGAGAGUGGGAAAUAUGAGGGGCUGAGCUGGGAAGAUGACAGCAAAACCAUGUUCAGGAUCCCGUGGAAGCACGCAGCCAAGAAGGACUACAAGCAGACGGAGGACGCGGCUCUCUUUAAGGCAUGGGCUGUAUAUAAGGGUAAGUACAGGGAGGGGAGGGACAGAGCCGACCCCACCAUGUGGAAGACCCGUCUACGCUGUGCACUCAACAAGAGUACAGAUUUCCAUGAGGUCCCUGAACGCAACCAGCUGGACAUCACUGAGCCUUAUAAAGUCUACCUUAUCCAGUACGACAAUGUGCCUGCCAGGCCAGCAGAGUCUCCCCAGAUAAAAGAUCAAGUCAUCCAGGCUCAGAGGUCUCAAAGGAGCCCGGCUUUUCUGGACAAACAUCUCCACUGUCAAAAGGAAUCAUUUCACAGAAGUAAAGAAGAAGUAAAACCAUUACCCGAUGAUCUGAUGAAGGAGCACAUGUAUUGUGAGCUCACAAGAAAAAAGAGGCAAAAUCAGAGCCCUGCUUCUAUAACCUUCCUCAGCCCGACACUCAACAUAUCAGACUUUCGUAUGCAGGUGACGUUGUUGUACCAGGGCCAGCGGGUGAUGAAGGUGACCACCAGGAGCCCAGAAGGGUGCUUCAUCCUGCAGGGCCGCGUCCCCUUAGGAAACGAGCGGAUCUACGGGCCCUGCACCGCCCAGCAGCUCUCCUUCCCCUCGCCGGGCUCCAUGUCCCUGCCGCCAUGGCUGGCCGAAGCAAUGAACCGCCUCCUGUGUCACCUGGAGAGGGGCGUGCUACUGUGGGUGGCCCCAGACGGGGUGUUCAUCAAGCGGUUCUGCCAGGGCCGGGUGUACUGGAGCGGUCCCAUGGCCCAACACGCUGACCAGCCCAACAAACUGGAGCGAGAAAAGACCUUCAAACUGCUUGAUAUACCCACAUUUCUCAACGAGCUCCAGAGCUGUUUACAGGGGAAGAGAGCGACACCUUCUUAUGAGAUUGAGCUCUGCUUCGGAGAGGAGUAUCCAGACCCCAACGUGCCUAAAACCAGGAAGCUGAUCAUGGCAAAGGUGGUGCCCUUGUUUGCAGUGGAGCUGCUGCAGAAGUUCAACUUCGGAGAGAUCGAGGAGAAGCGGACGGUUCUCGACUCCAACAUGGAGGGAGAGAAGAUGUAGGAGGAAAGGGAAAAGCUACCCUGAACCGGGGGGGCAUCCAUGAACUAUAUACAAGUGGAUAAUAAAGCUUCAGUCAUUCCCUGUCAUCAUCAUGAAAGACACCCUAAGAGCAAACAAUACAGAGUGUCAACCGUGGAAAUGUGUACAUGAUGACAGAACGAUGGAGGUGUUGUAUUAAAGACCUGUUUGCGAUGUAUAAAGGGAUUUUUUGCACCUUAUAUAGAUUUUUUCUCUGUCCACCGUGCAGCUAGAAUGGCAAUAGUUAUUAGCUGUUGUUAAAGCAUAAAUCUUCAAUUAAACGUGCUGAAAACAUCUGUGUAUGUAGCUGUAUAGGCCAGUGUGUGUUAAUGUAGGUUUGUCCUCUGGAGAGCCGCUCAUCUGAUUGAAUCACUUCACACUUGAUGGGUGUAUCACUGGGGCCCCCGAGGGAGUGCCAUAAAGGAUUUGGUGCAAUUUGGAUAUGUUCAAUACUAAUAAACUUUGAAUAAACGACCGGACAGUGAUUUGUUUAGUAGAAGGGGGACGGGGCUCUAGGACACCUGCACAGUGUUGCCAGAUUGGGCUGGUUUGCUCCCAUAUGGUGUACUUUUGAUGGAAGUGAAAAAAAAGGGCUGGGCUGGUAAAUUAAAUUUUGGUUGCUUUAGUUAACAUUUGGUGUGUUGUUGUUUUUUUCAUAUUGUGAAAAUAAUCACCAAACAAGCAGAUACAAAACAUAUUAAACC